AUGGCGCCAGACGACGGCACCGAAUGGCUGCUACAGCUGCUGAGCGAAAUUCAACUGGAGCAGUUUUACACCCGGAUCCGAGAUGAGCUUCACGUCACCCGUCCCAGCCACUUCGACUACGUCAAGCCCCUCGACCUGGACCGCAUCGGCCUGGGGCGCCCAGGUCAGCGGCGGCUGGAAGAGGCCUUGAAACGGCGGAAGGGUCAAAGCCAGCGUCCCAAGUCCUGGGUCUAUAAGAUGUUCACAGGGGGACGAAUCCCAGAAAACGAAGAGACCCCCAGCCCACAGCCCCCGGCUCCUCCACGCCUGGACACUGACGCCUCCCUCAAGUGCCUGAUUGGCGAGUGGGACCUCCACAUCUGCGAGCGGCUGGGCGAUGGGUGCUUCGGCGUGGUGCACCGCGCCGAGUGGCACGCGCCAGGGGGCGCCUUGAUCCCGGUGGCCGUGAAGACGCUGCGGUCGGACGUCUCCUCCGAUCCGGGGGCCCUGAUCGACUUCCUCAAUGAGGUCAACGCCAUGUGCUGCCUGGAUCACCCCCACCUCCUCCGCCUCCACGGGGUGGUGCUCACCCAGCCCCUCAAGAUGGUAACGGAGUUGGCCACGCUGGGCUCCCUCUACGACCGGCUCCAGCCGCCCUUCCCUCUGCACCAGCUCUGGAGCUACGCCGCCCAGGUGGCCGGGGCCAUGGCUUACCUGGAGUCCAAGCUCUUCGUCCACCGGGAUCUGGCCGCCCGGAACAUCCUGCUGGUCUCCGAGGACCACGCCAAAAUCGGCGACUUCGGCCUCAUGCGCCCGCUGUCCAGUAAGAGUGACCGCUACGUCAUGUCCGCCCACCGGCGCAUCCCGUUCGCCUGGUGCGCCCCCGAAAGUCUGCGCCUGGGGGUCUUCACCAGCGCCUCGGACGUCUGGAUGUUCGGGGUGACCCUCUGGGAGAUGUUCUCCUACUGCGAGGAGCCCUGGGUGGGCUUGACCGGCAGGCAGAUCAUGAUCAAGAUCGACCGGGAAGGAGGCCGCUUGGAAAGGACGGAAGAUUGUCCCAGGGCCAUCUACGCCCUGGCGCUCAAGUGCUGGGCCCACAAUCCGGAAGACCGGCCCAAAUUCCGGGAAAUGGUCCACCUGUUGCAGGAGCUGCGUCCCAAAGAGAUGAAGGCGAUUCGUGCUUUCGGUGAGCCCGGUUGGUUAAGGCUGGAAGCAAACGAUCCGGUCACCAUCAUCGAAGGCGGCCCCGAAUCGUCCACCUGGCGAGGGCAGAACAAGCGGACCCUCAAAGUCGGCAUCUUCCCGUCUUCCGUCGUGGCGGCAGCCGAGGAUGCAGCGCCCCCUGUUGGAGCUACGCGGAUCAGCCACCCCAUCCGAAGCUCCUUCCUUCACCUGAGUCACGGGGACAUCGACCCUGAGCGAGGAUGGGGGUCUCCGGACCAGGAGGAGAAGAAACCAAAACUGCGCGGGGGGAAUCCCGGCCCCCAGAACCCCGGCGGCAAGAGCAAGCAGCUGCUGCAACUGGCCCGCCUCUCCAAAAGCCUGGAAUCCAUUUCCGAGUGGUCCAUCCUGCGCCCCAAGCCGAAAUUCUCGCCCUUCCGGACGGAGGGUCCCAGCCAGCCCCCCCAGCGGCGGUUCAGCGACCUGCCCACCCCGCUCCCGUCGUCCCCUCCCCAGCCGGAGUACCGCAGCCCCAAGGCUGCUGCCCGCAUCCCGAACCCGGCCCUGCCUUCCUGGGCGCUGCCCAAGGCGGAGGCUGCGGGGGGCAAGGAGAAGGAGCAGCGGGGGUCCCGCCCGGCCCCCAAAGGCGCUGGGGGGCCACCCCUUCCCGGCGCACCGAGGCUGACCAUGGGGGAGAUCGAGAAGAAGAUCAAGGAGGUGGAAGAGCGGGUGCACGGGGUGACCACCGAGGAGUGCCUGGAGGCCCUGCGGAUGAACAGCUGGGAGGUGCCCAAGACGGUCCAGCUGCUGAAGGUCCACCAGCUCUUCAACCUCAGCUCCCUCUCGUGGGACGAAUGCCGUCGGAUCCUGGAGAAGCACCGCUGGAAUUUGGCCAUGGCCUCCCGUUACGUGCUCAGCCGGGGGCUCCGGACCUGA
Molecule: messenger RNA, 2076 nt
Organism: Protobothrops mucrosquamatus (brown spotted pit viper)
Lineage: Eukaryota; Metazoa; Chordata; Lepidosauria; Squamata; Viperidae
Gene: TNK1
Product: tyrosine kinase non receptor 1
Exons: 13
Coding region: 1-2076 (691 amino acids)
Biological process (GO): positive regulation of kinase activity; cell surface receptor protein tyrosine kinase signaling pathway; protein phosphorylation
Cellular component (GO): signaling receptor complex
Molecular function (GO): transmembrane receptor protein tyrosine kinase activity; protein binding; ATP binding
Source: RefSeq, a predicted model, not a curated record